Messenger RNA from Serendipita indica DSM 11827, 3420 nucleotides. Lineage: Eukaryota; Fungi; Basidiomycota; Agaricomycetes; Sebacinales; Serendipitaceae. The record is from the annotation of a GenBank genome assembly.
AUGGCCCCCAAACGUGCCGCUGAAUCAGAAGCUGAAGAGGGAAGCACUCCUCCCAAACGCGCGCGGAGAGUGGAGAAUGGUGCAAAGUCUAAACGCAAACAACCAGCAAAUGGACGACGCGAACCAUCUUCUGAAGAACCUUCUGACACAGAAAGCGACCGUUCCACACCGUCAAGACGCAAUGGCCACAACAAUGUUCGCGAAUCAGAAGUCGAACAUCUUGAUGCAGAGGCAGAAUUCGAGAGACUCAAUGCAGACAUGGUUGUCAACUCUAUCAAUAAGAGGAAGAGUGGCAGCGCCGCUGAGGCUGGAAUUAUUAGCUCUGUUGAGGUUCACAACUUUAUGUGCCACAAGUAUGUCACAUUCAAAUUUGGUCCGCAAGUCAACUUUAUCAUCGGCAAUAAUGGAAGCGGAAAGAGCGCAGCACUCUCAGCGAUCAUUGUAGCCCUAGGGGGCAAAGCUACGUCUACAGGCAGAGCAUCCGCUGGCCUCAAAUCGUUCAUCAAGUCUGGUGAAAACGCUGCAGAAGUGUCUGUCACGAUAAAAAAUGGCGGCAACGAACCAUAUCGUCCCGAUGCCUACGGCAAUGCCAUUACUGUUACUCGUGCAUUCACCCAGGCGGGGUCGUCAUCCUACAAACUUAAAAACACCCAAGGCAGGACCGUCUCGACAUCACGAACCGAGCUCUCUGCAAUUUUGGAUCAUUACCAAAUUGACGUGGACAACCCUAUGAACAUUCUUACACAAGACCUCGCCCGUCAGUUCCUCAGUUCGUCCAACCCUGGAGAAAAGUACAACCUCUUCCUGAAAGGAACUCUGCUCACCCAGCUCAGCGAGGAAUAUACCCUUAUCCUAGAUAAUUGCAGCAAAACAAUGGCCAUCCUCGAACAGAAGGGUAUCGCCGUUGCCGAGCUCAGAGCUCGGCUCGAAGAACUUCGAGAGCGUCACAGGCGAGCAAGGACGCUGGCUGAAUCCGAGAAUGCAAUUGCCGAGAUCAAGCGCGAAAUGGCAUGGGCGCACAUCGCCGAAAAGGAAGAAGAGGUAUCCCAAGCUAUCAUGGAUACUGCCACGGCCAAGGAACUAGGGGAUGACGCUACGAACAAAGUUGCCACCGGCGAGCGGGAACUUGCGGAGGCGGAAGCUGCUGUCAAUGCAGCAGAGGUUCAGAUGGCACAAGCUGCUAGUCCGCAAGAGCUCGUCGAACAAAAGGAGGACGUUGACCAACGGGUGAGAACUGAGAAGGAAGACCUGCGGUCGGCCAAGCGUGACGCGAGAGAAAUGGCGACUGCAAUUAGAGAUGCCAAAGAUAAGCUGGCUGAAUCCGAAGCAAAAAUUGCAGAAGCGCGCCAAAAGCUCGACCAGGAUGUGCGCAGAGAGGGAAUUCGUCGUCAAAUUGAGGAGGCCCAACGCGUUCAUAAUGAAGACAAAGAGCGACACAAUGCUGCCGUGGUGGAAAAGAAUCGGGCUACAGAAGCACUCGACGCUCACAAGAGCGAUCUCAGCACCACCGAACGUCAGUUCGAAGAUCUUAGGAGACGAAUCGCAGAUGCCGAACAGCAAGUAAAUCAUUGGAAGAAUAUAAUGUCUGACAAGGGUGGAGCGGCUGCGUAUGGCCAAGCGGUACCUGAGCUGAUGAAAGAGAUUGCGAAGGCGAGAUGGAGGGGUCGAUCACCACUUGGUCCCUUGGGUCUUCACGUCAAGCUCAAAGAUCAAAAAUGGGCAUACGCUCUCAGGGUUGGACUCGGAAACGUUCUCGGCAGCUUUGUCGUAACAGACUAUCAAGAUCAACGUACACUUCGCAAAAUGCUGGCGGACAGGGGCAUGCAUAGAACUGGUGUUAUCUAUAGUCAGCCAGAUAUGUUCGAUUAUCGUGCUGGUGAAGCACCCGAGCCUCUCCUUACCGUCCUCCGCGUUUUGGAAAUUCAAGACGAGUGGGUUGUCCGUAUUCUCAUCAACAGCAAUCAGGUAGAGAAAACGGUGCUUGCCAAUACUCGCUUGGAGGCAGAGGAUAUUCUCCGAAGUCAUCCGAGGUACAAUGUGUGGACUGCCAAUGGAUUGCGCGUUCAACGCUUCCAGGAUGGAGGAGGAAGCACGACGUCUCUGGGGCAAAUUCGAUCGGCCCAAGACUUCCGUGCCUUCUUGUUCGCCGACAAUCGAAAGGAAGCAGAAUACGAGUGGGAAGCCACAGCUGAGUUUGAGAAACUCAGACCCGAAUAUCAGCGGCUCGAGGGACUUAAGGUUACGGCAGAGAGAGAGGUUAAUAACGCCAAGGAACAGUUGAAUCAAGCUUUGCGUCGGGAACGUCAAGCUGAGACGACCGCCCGACGAAGUCAUCAGGCUUUAUUGGCCGCAAAGGCAGAAGACGUACAAGAGAUUCCCCUUGAUCUACAGGCGGAAGAAGAGAUCGCUGAGGGAUAUAGAUCCGAGGUCCGAGAUACCGAGAGACAAUUGGCGGAAGUGGUACAACGAAUAGAGAAGAUUGACGCAAAUCUUCGCCCACUAGUCCAUCAAACCAAUGAACUACGCAGAGCACUUGAGGAUCACGCAGGCAAGCGGCGAGAAAUCAAACUACAAGUGGAAGCUGCGGUUGGAGCACAUACACGUGCUCGCCAUCAACUCGAUUAUUAUCUGGCAAGAAAGGCAGAGCAGGACCUCAAGAUUGCCAAAGCAAAGGAGAAGCAAAACACUCUUGAGAAGGAGUAUACAAAAUGGCGCACGGAUGUCCUUGCCAGGUUUGAUGAGCACCCUCAUCCUCGUAAACGAGAGGUGCUGGAAAAGUUACUCAAGGCCAAGGAGCAGGCGUACGCACGAAGCAUUCAAGAGCAAGGCAAGACCUUUGAGGAAAUCGAGGCCGAUCUAGAGCAGGCGAAUGAAAUUUACCAAAAGGCGAAGCAGGAAUUCGAUGAGCUGAAUGGCUUGGUUAGGCUACUACGCAAGUCAUUACAAACUCGUAUGACCAAGUGGCAGUCUUUCCGCCGUUUCAUUUCGCUGCGAUGCAAACUUUCUUUCCAGUUUUAUCUUUCGCAACGCGGGUUUUAUGGCCAGAUGAAAUUAGACCACAAGGAAAAGACUUUGGCGCUCGCAGUUCAGACAGACGAUCAGACGAACAAGAACGGCAAAGCCAAGGAAAAAGAUGCAAAGUCGGUUCGAGGAGAAAAAUCGUUCUCGACCAUUUGCCUGUUGCUCUCCCUUUGGGAUGCGAUGAAUUGUCCCGUCAGAGCGCUCGACGAAUUUGACGUUUAUAUGGACGCUGUCAAUAGGCGUAUCUCGAUGAAGAUGAUGCUUGAUGUUGCAAAAAAUUCCGACAAACAGCAUAUUCUCAUAACACCCCAGGAAAUGGGCAGCAUCCAAUUCGGUCCCGAAGUACGCAUUCACAGAAUGCGCGAUCCUGAACGUGGUCAGCAGACCUUGGCUUUCUAG